Molecule: messenger RNA, 5764 nt
Organism: Cherax quadricarinatus
Lineage: Eukaryota; Metazoa; Arthropoda; Malacostraca; Decapoda; Parastacidae
Product: tetratricopeptide repeat protein 33
Molecular function (GO): protein binding
Source: RefSeq, a predicted model, not a curated record
AAACACAACAAGACGAUUGCAGUGUACGAAGUCGUACAUCAACGUACGGUAAUAUGUUUACCACAGUGGCUGCCAGCUACACAACACCACCACUGAGGGAACCAAGUUUUAUAUAGCACUCUGCGGGCGGCCACACUCACCACUGAGGAAUUUUAGAUGCAGGCGUUUGGAUGGAAAAGAAAGAAGUCUGGGUUAUCCAAACCUCGACCUGCUGCCUUCUCUGGAGACAAUGCUGAAAGUAAAGACGAUACUAAGGAUCCUGAUGUUGACUGGUUGACAGCAACAAAACGGUCCAAGGGGUUGCAGUUAGAGGACGUCAAGACGAAGGCUCGGAGACUCAGCAACGAGGGAGUAACACUUGCUGAGGCUGAGCGCUGGUGGGCAGCCAUUGGCAGGUGGAACGCUGCGCUGGCUCUUACACCAGAUGAUCACACCAUCCACGAGAUGAUGUCACAAGCUUAUAUACAAGUGGGUGAGGUGUUUCCUGCUCUAAGGUCAGCAGAAGAAGCUGUGAGACUCUCACAAAACUGGUGGGUAGGCUUGCAGACACUGGGAAGAGCACAGCUGGGCUUAGGUGAAGUUGCCACAGCAGUCAAGACUUUUUCUAGAGCUGUCCACAUUCGUCCUGACCAGCAGGAGCUGUGGCGCGAAGAUCUGCAGUGGGCUGUUGGUCUUCUGAAGAAGUAUAAAGAAAUUGAAGCAGAAAGAGAGAAGUUGAAGGCUGCAGCAAAAGAGAGUGGAGCAACAAUUACAGAGCUUCCUCUGCCAUCCAUUGAGGGAUCCAUCAGGGAAAAAUCUAUUCAACUGUAUCAGCUUCAGAAGCAACGAGAGGCAGCUGCGUCGGGAGAUCCAACAAUUCUUGAGAGAGGAAAGAAUAUUGAUUUGUCAAAGAUGGUGAGGAUGAGAGUGACUUAAAUCUGUAAGCGCCAGUCUCCUUAGCGAGAGAGGCAUGGAAGUUUGGCCACAAUUUUGAUAGGGUUACGAGGCCAAAGAGGAAUAUUAAAAAAUUAUGAUGUGAAUAUCAGAGCUUGGAUUGUUACGUGUGCACUGAGACCCAUUUACCUUCCCAUACUCCAGGUAUCUAUUCAGUAUAUAUACACUUCUCCAAGUUUGCAACCUACUUAAGACUGGUGUGUGUAUUGUUGCUACAUAAAACAUUGCCUACCUUAAGUAUGUUAAUACUGAUAGCAUAAAUGUGUGGUUAGGAGUGAUAACCCAUUAAUAUGUGACCCAUGGAUGCAAAAUGUGCUGGAACAAAGAAGUUUUCAAGAUCUGACUGAACCAACACCUGCAAAAAAGUGCCAGAUCAGCCAGACUGUGUAGGCCUCUGGGCUGCUGCCAGCAACAGCCUGGUUUACGAGACUGUUGUGAAGAAAAGACGCAUUGCACACCAAGUUUUUUGGGGAUAAAUGUUCACUGUUAUCUCUUUAUCAAAUCAUACAAUGACUUGAUAAAGCUCUAAGUAGAGCAAAACUUUGUCCCAAUAAAGCUUUGUAUAACAGUGUAUCUUUUCAGCAGUAGACCAUUGGGAUCCAGCUCACCAGGCUGUACCUGCACUCUGGCUGGCCUUUAAGAGUACAAGUGCUCCUCAGGUUAUGAUGGGGUUACAUUCCAACAAACCCAUCGUAAUUUGAAAAUUUUGCAAGUCGAACAUGAAAUGCUAAAUAAGUAAAUAAAUAACUACUGUCACUGAAUAAGUAAAUGAACAAAUAAUUACUGUAACUAAAUAUCAGUAUUGAAAAGUAAAUAAGUGAAUACAAGUUAUAGAUUUGCCUCCUUCAUGCUGGGUAAUUAUCUGUUUCAUCUCCAAAGUAAUUGCUUUCGCACCAUCGUAGUCAAAAUAUGGUAAGUCAAGGAGCACCUGAACGGUGUAUUAUCUCGGGGAGACCUCUCACAGGUCUGACUGAAGCUGUGCCUUCAACAAUUGCCAAAAAAUAUAUAUAAUAUAUGUAUUCUCAUUUAAUGUUUCCUAUAUUAUGUUGUUACAAUAGCAACUUUUGUUUUAAUAUAACUAUACACAUAGUUAAAUAAAUCUUCUUUGUAAAUCAUUGAUUAUAAGAAGAGUUAGGUAUGCUAGAGGAAAAUAACUAUUAUCUAUAACAUUGAUAACAAUUACUCUUGAAAUUAUAAAAAAAGGUUAUAUGUGCUGGGCAACACCUAUAUGUGUCAGUUUUUGCUUUAUUUCUCAGAAUAACAAAUAAUUUAUGUAUUUUGUGCAGCAUUAAACUUUGAGGAAGAUAUACAUACAAGUUCCUCUGCUUAUAUUUCAUAAUUUACACAAAUGUUCUUUUUCAUUUGUAGAGGAAAAUGAUUUAUGUAUAAAAAUAAUGUCAUAAUUAUGGGACAAUGUAAUAAUGUGUUGAAUAAUAUUUGUACAUAACUCAUAUUACUCCAAGUUAUUACUUCUGUGUACUCUAUUAUUAUUCAGAAAUUUCUAUUUAUUAAUUAUUUUCAAUAUUAACUAUUUCUAACAUUAAAUUUCUAUAUAGUGACAAACUAGGAAUGUAAAACACAAGUGGUAGACGUUUCUCCCUAUGUUGGGUUAUACAUUGUUCCUACAAAUUCACAGGCUGUGUUCCUAGAGGUCUCUGAAAACUAAAAAUUGUCAUUUAUACAAAAUUAAACAGGUAUAAAAAAAUUCCUUUUGGUUUUGGGCUCAUUUUGUGCUUCAGAAACCAUAUGUCUCUAAUAUAUCACUCUAAUCAGAUUACAAUCAACUUCAUAAAAAUAUUGACUUAGGGAGUUAGGAUACAGUAUUCCUCCCCGUAUCUGCAGGGUAUAAAAGUUGUUUUUUUAUUUACAUACGGUAGUUCGUUUAGUUUAAUAUCUUUAUUAUUCACCCCAUGCCCAUCCUGUGGGCAGUAGUCAAAAGAUUACAGAGGUACAUAAUUGGUCCAGGGACUGGACUCCAAAGUUUUAAUAGCUGAACAAGUUACAAAGGUAAUGAAUUAGAUCUGGUCACAAUCAUGACAAGUUACAAAGGUAAUGAGCUCCAGGUAGAGCUGGUCACACUCAUGACAAGUUACAAAGGUAAUGAACCAUAAAUAAGUCCAUACAUGGUUACAGUCAUGAACAAAUUACAGAGUAAUGAGCAAUUAACAAAUAUUCUGGGGAAUGCAUCAUUGCCCCAACAACAGAUGUUGCUAGGUGCCUGUCCCUCCUUGGCAGGACAGCCAGACAGCCAUUGCAAACAGCAGCAAGUUGCGCCAGGAUCUGCUGCUUGCAGGACCACCAAUAACCCUCCCCAAAAGGUCAGUGACUCCACUAGCAGCUUGAGGGAGAGCUGCCCUGGGGAUGUGUCAGCGUCCUGGUGGACGCCAGUUUGAUUGCAGAUCCCAGGCCCUCUGUAAAGGUGAAGGUGGGUGGGGCUGUUGGUUGUUCCCUCCUGGAGCCCUCCGGGUGCCCAGACAUCCACCGUGGGCACAGAUGUUGAAGCUUGAGGAACUGAGUGCACAUUGCCUGUGGCACACCUGACAGAUGCCUCACGGUCGAACUCCACAGCGCUGUCUCUGCAGUGGAAGUUCCCGUGAGCCCGGCACACCCUGUGCCAUUGCUGACAUCGUGGGCUGGGAGGGGAAAAGUACCCUCUACAGUUGGGGUAGUGCUGGGAGUUGGGUGGGUGAGGCAGGGGAGUUGUAUGGUUGAGGUGCAGGGGUGAGGGGUUAUGAGAGGGUCACUGUUUCCUACACACAGGGCAAGCCUGGGGAAGGGGGUUGAGGGGCACUUCCCUAUACACUGACUGCGCACUGUUGUUCACACUGUCCUGCCUACAACAAACACAACAUUUAUUUGUUUCCCAUGCAUAUUAUGAAAGAUUUGGGCAUGUGACUCCCCAAAACCAGUGUUCCCUUUAUCUUCACCCACACACCCCACCCCCUCCCCCUGGUGGUGUGGGGGAAGAGGCACUGACUGGUCCCGACCUGGGCAUUCUCAACACCACACCCAACCCUCACAAACUGUACAACACUUCCACUACGCUGAAACGAUGCACUGGGAUGUCCUCUCGCUUCUCUGGACUUUUCCCAAAGCACUCACACUGAGUCCUGUUCAGUUGUAAUCUGGUCAGCCUCUUUGAUCAGGAGCUAUCCUUGAAAAUCCCGCAGACAGCCCGCCACACGCCUUGCUGCGUCGGCCAUGCCGAGCUUUUUGUUACAUACAGUAGACCGUCAUUUAACACGGUAGUUAAGUUCCUGAAAAUGGCGUGUUAGGUAAAAAAACCGUGUUAGAUGAACUGAAGAACUUACGGGAAAAAUAGGGUUACGUUCCUGGGAGCUCCAAAAAAGUCAAACAAUUUUUUUUUUAGGCAUCCACAUCUUACAAAAAUAAAAGUGAAUAUGGAAUUGUAGUUCAUUGUUGUGAUGUAUUAUGUUGUUUUUACAGGUUAAGACUACAACUGUAAGAGAAAUAAUAGUAUUUCUUACCUUAAAUUGUGGGUGCUGGUGUUUGUGUAUGAUUGUGAUUAGAGUGGAGAGUUAUGCUGUGGCCCUACUGGGCUGAGGUGGAUGGUAGAGGUUCUGGUACUGAAGUUGCUGGUUGUACUGGAGUGUCUAACUUUAAGUCAUUCAGUCAAGUCAGUCAGUUAGUCAAGUCAUUCAGUCAAGUCAGUAAGUCAUUCAGUCAAGUCAGUGAGUAAUUCAGCCAAGUCAGUAAGUCAUUCAAUCAAGUCAGUAAGUCAUUCAGUUGAGUCAGUAAGUCAAUAAGUCAAUCAGUCAAGUCAGUAAGCCAUUCAGUCAAGUCAGUAAGUCAUUCAGUAAGUCAUUCACACAAACUCAUGUUUACCUCUUUUUAUGCAUACAAAGUAACACUUCAUUAAGGUUAUCUUUUGUCUAAUAUCUUUGCUUCCUUCGUUAAUUCUAAGACUUAAAUGCUUAUACCUUUUCUUGCCACUUUCAGCAACACUGGUAUGCCUACUGGGUGUCUUGAGUGCUUGGCAGAUAGAAGAUAUAGUAAUUAAAAGAUCAAAACACAAUUCACAAGCACAGCUAGCUUGUAGCAGAGAAAGACUGGACAUGUAUGAAAAUACAAAUGGUGGGGUGGUGUCAGGGAUGUUGGCAGGGGAUGGCAGGAGGUCUCCCUGGCUGAUCCACAACAAGGCGGCAGCUUGAGGAAAAGGGAAUUUUUUUUUUCCUUCCCGAACCUGUGUUAAAUUAAUUUUACAAUGUGUUACAUAAAAUUGUGCCACAAUUCUUCAUUCGUGCUAUACACAAAUUGUGCCAAAUAAACUCAUGCUAAAUGAUGGUCUACUGUACAUAUAUAAGUCAUUUUUUAUUUACAUACAUACCUAUGGUAAAGCUAAAUUGAUAAAUUAUGCACAAUAAGACAAGAGUUAGCAUUUUGUCACUGAUGGGAAGCACUGCACAGCUUCUGUUAGUCUUUGAAGAACUGCCAGUAUCACUACUUUUGCACUCUGGGGCCAUUAUUAAGCAAAAUUAAGGGUUACUUUUGGACCACAGUAAACAGCGGAUAACUGAAACUAUUAUUAUUUUUUAUUAUCACACCGGCCGAUUCCCACCAAGGCAGGGUGGCCCGAAAAAGAAAAACUUUCACCAUCAUUCACUCCAUCACUGUCUUGCCAGAAGGGUGCUUUACACUACAGUUUUUAAACUGCAACAUUAACACCCCUCCUUCAGAGUGCAGGCACUGUACUUCCCAUCUCCAGGACUCAAGUCCGGCCUGCCGGUUUCCCUGAAUCCCUUCAUAAAUGUUACUUUGCUCACACUCCAACAGCACGUCAAGUAUUAAAAACCAUUUGUCUCCAUUCACU